Salvelinus namaycush (lake trout) is the source of this 5176-nucleotide messenger RNA. Its product is annotated as lysine-specific demethylase 2A-like. The record is from RefSeq and is a predicted model, not a curated record. The transcript is spliced from 21 exons. Gene Ontology annotation, molecular function: transcription coregulator activity; DNA binding; histone demethylase activity. Lineage: Eukaryota; Metazoa; Chordata; Actinopteri; Salmoniformes; Salmonidae. Gene Ontology annotation, biological process: regulation of transcription by RNA polymerase II; protein demethylation. Bases 979 to 4746 code for a protein of 1255 amino acids.
AUGAAAAUGGCGGCGGAUGGCUGACCGCCGUCUUUAUCGGAUAUUAUACAUAAAACUGCGAUUUAAACCAGCGUUCUCUGUCGAUUUUAACAGAACGUCAUGUCAUUUAAUAUGACCAGGUUUUAAGGAUUUUCUAAACUCUUUGGUUGAUUGAAGUUUUCCAAAAGACAAAGCGGAAAGUUCCUUUGGAAAUAGAUUGCUCGCUGUCUGCUGUUGCAUUUUAAACUUAGACGUUCGUUUUAGUUUAGCGAACAGUUUGUUCAGCAUAAUAAGAGAAUGUGUUUUAACUACAUGCCGCAAAUAACCCAGGACUGGUAACCCCCACCCCCUAAAACUAGCCAGACAAGUGUCUAAAUUGUAUGUAUUGUAUCAUUAGUAAGCUACACUCUAUAGCUAACGUUAGCUAUAACACGCGAACCCUUACAUAAUGAACCACACUACAAUCCCAAAUGCAAUAUUGGCGCUAUCAACAAACGAAAGCUUGCUAGCUAAUCCCAUUCUCGGUAUUUUUUAUAUAUAUAUAUAUAUAUUUUUUUUUUUUGGUGAUCGACAACAAUGCUUCCUUUUGGUGGGGGAUAGCUAGCCAAAUAUGCUAGCCUCUUUACUUUAGUAUUUCACUAGCUAUGUCCUAGUGGUAAUUAUCUACCUUUAGCUGUAAAUAACAUAACGUUGCAAUGUGUAAACGCUCGUGCUUUAUUUAUACGGUGGUUUUAAUCAAAUCAAAAUGUAUUAACAUGGCUACGUUGCUGACUGUAUUUUAGAUUUAGUUUGUCAGAUUUGAAAGGCUUUUUUUUACCCGCAAGUGACAGUGGACAUAAAUAUUACACUACUAUAAAUAAAUAGAUAAGUUAAGCUACAUUUCCAAUCACGAGCUAGUUGUAGUGUUCAGCAGCUUGACAGCGCAGUCAGGUACCCACGUGUAUCGGCGAACCGCCUACCAAAUAAGCAGUCCACUGUCUCAAGUGACAGUCAUAAAACAUGGAAGAUAAGCGUCGACCAAGAUUCAGCAAGCGGCUGCGGUCGGGCACGCGGCGGCGCUACCAUGACGAUGGUAUCUCGGACGACGAGAUCGAGGGGAAGAGGACCUUUGACCUGGAGGAGAAGCUGACGAGCGAGAGGUUCACCUCAGACAGGGUCAAACGCAUGGAGGGGAAAGACCUCACCUUUGAGUACAUCCAAAGAGGUGGGUUGAGGGACCCGAUCAUCUUUGAGAAGCCAGACGGACUGGGCAUCAAGAUGCCAGAUCCAGACUUCAGUGUGAACGAUGUCAAGAUAUUUGUCGGCAGCAGGCGUAUGAUGGAUGUGAUGGAUGUCAGUACUCAGAAGGGUAUAGAGAUGUCUAUGGCCCAGUGGAGACGUUACUACGAGACGCCCCCCUCCCAGAGGGACAAACUCUACAACGUCAUCAGCCUGGAGUUUAGCCACACCAAGCUGGAGAACCUGGUCCAGAGGCCUGCGUCGGUGGACAUCAUAGACUGGGUGGACAACAUGUGGCCUCGGCACCUGAAGGAGAGACAGAGAGACUCCACCAACUCCAUCACAGACAUGCAGUACCCCAAAGUGCAGAAGUACUGUCUAAUGAGUGUGCAGGGCUGCUACACGGACUUCCACAUAGACUUCGGAGGUUCCUCGGUCUGGUACCACAUACUGCGUGGAGGCAAGGUGUUCUGGCUGAUCCCGCCCACGCCUCAGAACCUGGAGCUGUAUGAGGACUGGGUGUUGUCAGGGAAACAGGGAGACAUCUUCCUGGGAGACAAGGCCCAGGACUGUCAGAGGAUAGAGCUGAAGCAGGGCUAUACCUUCAUGAUCCCCUCAGGUUGGAUCCAUGCGGUCUACACUCCAGUGGACACCCUGGUGUUUGGGGGAAACUUCCUCCACAGCUUCAACAUCCCCAUGCAACUCAACAUCUACAGCAUCGAGGACAGGACACGGGUACCAGCUAAGUUCCGUUACCCGUUCUACUAUGAGAUGUGUUGGUACGUGUUGGAGAGAUACCUCUUCAGUCUGACCAACACCUCCUACCUCACGCCUGACUUCCAGAAACACUCCCUGGGCAUCGGUCUUACCAGAGACCCCUCCACCUGUGAGUCGGUCAACGGGCACACCCAGGAGGAGGAUGAAGAGGGUGCUCCCCCGACCCAGGGCUCUAAGCCCGGGGUGAAGGUUCACCUCACGCCCUUUGAGCUGGAGGGGCUGUGGAACCUGCUGGGGAUGCUAGAGUCUCUGCCCUCACAGAAGAACUGUGUCCCGGCAGGCAUACACGAUGCUCCCGCUCUGCUGCACGACAUCAGGGCCCUGCUGAAGGAGCAUGCUAAUGACAUCCCCAAACUGUCCUACACUGGCAAGCCCAUCGUCAAGUGGCCCAAGAGGCCGUCGUGGUACCAGCCCCCUCCCCCUCCUCCCCCGGUGGCUCGUCCCAAGCUGUCUGCCACGGUGGUGCCCCCGCGACCCCAGAAGCCCGCUUCCUCCAUGUCCGUGCUGCGGCGGCGGCGUGUGCGGUGUAAGCGCUGCGAGGCGUGCGUCAGGACGGAGUGCGGGGACUGUAACUUCUGCAGGGACAUGAAGAAGUUCGGAGGGCCGGGGAAACUCAAACAGACCUGCGUGCUCCGACAGUGUCUGGCGCCGGGUCUGCCCCUGUCAGUGGUGUGUGAGAUCUGUGCAGAUGGGAACCAGGAGGGAGGAGAGGGGCCAGUCUUCGCCCUCACCCUCAUGGAGUGUUCCAACUGUGCCCAGAUAGCCCACCCCGCCUGCCUGAAGGUAACAGGGGAUGGUGUGGUGAAUACAGAUCUGCCCAGCUGCUGGGAGUGUCCCAAAUGUGUUCUGGGAAUCACCGACACUGAGGUGAAGGGGGACAAGAAUAAAAUGUUACACGCGAAACGCAAGUCUUCUUCGUAUCUCGACGGUCGCAUCGCCAAGAUCUACCGUCGCCGUGGUCACAGCCGAGACGACGACGACUCGGGCAGUGAUGAUGAUGAUGAUGAUGAUGAAGGCGGAGGAGGCGGCACGGGACAGAAGAUGUCCGGGCCACGCUCUCGCGGCAGUGGCUCCGCCUCUCGGAGAGGUUACGGGACUGGGAGGCGGGGCAUUUGGAGAGGCUCCUCCCACAGAGGGGCAGGCCGCGGAAGCGCGCUGUCCCCUCACUCCUCCCUGAAGAUGAGGCGCGGCAGAGGAGGGCUGGGGGCGGGCCGAGGGGAUAGAGACGGGGGGCGUAGGGAGAGGGGAGGGAGAGUGCGCCUCCGGGGAGGCACCAGGAUGCAGAGACGCAGGGACGAGUCAGAGGAGGAUGACGACGAUGAUGACGACGACGAGGAAGAUGACGACAGUGAGGAAGAUCGGCAGCAUCAACGCCGCAGGCGGAGGAGAACGGACGACGAUGAGGAAGACGACGAUGAGGAAGACGAUGAUGAGGAAGACAGCUCGGCCCGGGACCUGGAGGGGGAGGAUGAGGACGUGGCCGAUGAGGAUGAGGAAGACGACGAGAACCGGUCAGACUCUGAACCAGAGCCUCCCGUCCUCCUGGUGUCUGACCUUAACGACGACCUCCUAAACGGCUCGUACCUGACAGUGACCCUACAGCGCCCCCCCAGGGCCAAACGCCACCCCGGCUCCAUCGUGCCCAAGCUGGAGGCCGCCAUGUCUCCCAGAACCCACGGCGGCGGUCCAGGUUACGUCCAGCAUAAAACCCUCGGGAAGACGCUGCACAAAAACGGCACGGUCGCCGCCGGCAACGGCCUGGCCCAGCCCGCCAAGAAUCCAGUCGGCCGGCCGCCUCGUCACCGUAUCAACAAUCCCCACGGCGACACAGCAGACAGGGAAAGAGAGAGGGACACUGCCUCUCAUUCCUCCUCUGACUCCUCGGCCUCCCCCCCCACCCCUCCUCCCCACUCCUCCCACUCUCCUUCCUCGCUCCUGUCGCUUCCCUCCUUCAAGGAUGUAGGAAACGAGAAAGGAGGGGAGAAGGAGGUGUGGGUGGCGGUGUUCUGUUACCUGAGCAGAGCCGAGCUGGCUAGCUGUAUGACUGUCUGUAAGGCCUGGUACAAAUGGAGUUGUGACAAGCGUCUGUGGAGUGGUGUGGAUGUAUCGCGGUGUCCCUCCCUCUCCUCCCAGGCCGUGCAGGGCAUCAUCAAACGCCAGCCCACCUCCCUGGACCUUUCCUGGACCCCCGUGUCCAAGAGACAGAUCACCCUGCUCAUACACCGCCUGCCAGGUCUGAAGGAGUUGAUGAUAGCAGGUUGCUCCUGGUCGUCCAUGUCAGCCCUGUCCACCCCCAGCCUGCCGUGCCUCCGUACCCUGGACCUGCGCUGGGCAGAGGGGGUCAAAGACACCCAGAUCAGGGACCUGGUCACACCACCAGGUUGUGACAGUCGGUCUCGGCUGCGUGGCUGUGUGGCGCUGCGUCUAGCCGGCCUGGACAUCAGUGACUCCACCCUGAGGCUGAUUCUCCGUCACAUGCCCCUGCUAGAGAGGCUGGACCUGGCCCACUGCAGGGACCUCACGGAUCAGUCCGUCUGCCUGCUCACCGCCGCCGGCACACGCAACACGCUCACAGAGAUCAACCUCGCAGGCUGUAGCAAGCUGACGGACGGCUGUCUGGUGUACCUGAAGAGGGCGUCUGGCCUGGCGCUGCUAGACCUGCGGGGCUGCAAAGGUGUGACGCUGCGGGGCUGUGAGGGCUUCAUCUCGGACCUCUCUCACUGCGUCCUGUUCUGUAUGACGGAGGAGAAACUCAUCCAGAGGAUAUCCUAAAACUGACCCCGUUCUUACCCCUACGCAAGGGGCACGUAGAGACCCCAUACCAGCCAGGCAGGGGGGAGAGAUGGGGAGCAGCCAACACCCCUCCCCCGAAAAGGAGAGCAAGCGCUCCAGAAAAAGGAGGGCGAGCAAAAAAAAAAGUGAAAAGACGUUCCCACUCCUCACUUGGGAUGAUAGAAGACAUGGAGAGGAUGGAGGGAUGGUGUCAGGAGAGGAGAAUGUGCUGUUGCAGCAUCAUGUGUUUAUUAGGAGGGUUAGGAAUCAUAUGAAUAGCACAGACACUUGUUAAUGUUGUUCACGCUACAGGGCUGAAAAUGGGAACCCUGGGCCUCCCGAGUGGUCUAAGGCACUGAGGCGGCGCGAAAUUGGCCCAGCGUCGUCCAGGUUAGGGGAGGGUUUGGCCUUGUCAAAUGAUGUCCUUGUC